ACCGCAGCAUCACCUUGAUCUACAGCCGCUGUCCUUGGUCCUGAACAGGGUUAAUCGCUCCAUGAACACACGGCUGCUGCUGCUUGGGCGUGUCUGACCUCCGCUGGGAUGCGUAUAUGAGUGGGCGUGUCUACCUCUCUGUCCCUCCUCCCUCCCCCUUUAACACGCGAAACCCCCACCUCUAAAGCAUCAGCGCCGUGUUCUAUCCGUGUCAGUCCUAUCACAGGGGAGAACUGGGGGUCUGCAGGCUCAUCCUCCCCAUCCCCCUCAAACCUGUCUCUCCAUCCCUCUCCCUGAGACUACAAUUAGCCAGAUGGAGCUGUGACAGAAGGCCCUAGGGACAGACAUCUCCUACACUAUUGUGUGACUGAGGCAGCGAGACACACGGACAGGAACCGGCGAGACAUCCCGAGACGUCUCUGGACCGCUGGCAUAGAGAACUGACAUUGGGAAACUAGACACCACUGUGUGAUUUUGGCAGUUUAUUUGCUGCACCAUAUGCAAUGGCUUGUCUACAUGAAACACGCACUCCCUCACCUUCCUUUGCUGGUUUGCUAUCAGAUGGACCCAUUCGCCGCCUGGAUAUUGAUACCCCUCCUGGCUGUACCCCUGAGCAAGAACUGACACCCACACAAUGUGUCCUUCGUGGUAUGGUGCGAUCUGAGGGGGGCUCUCCUCACAAUGAUGACUGUACAACCCCCCUCACGCACAGUGUGUCCUCGGACCCACAAAAGGCUGAAGACAGGGGUGGAGGGGGUGCAGCAGAUUGUCCUUUAGAAGACAGACCAUGUCGGGCAUUGGGCGAAGGCCGUAUGCAGUGUCAAGCAGGGGUUGGCUUUCUCGGAGGGCUUUUUGGAUGUCUGAGACCCGUCUGGGCAAUGAUUGGAAAAACCUAUUCAACAGAACACAAGCAGGGAGAAGAUCCAUGGGAGGUUCCAUUUGAAGAAAUCCAAGACCUGCAGUGGGUGGGCAGUGGAGCCCAAGGAGCCGUCUUCCUUGGGAAAUUCCAUGGUGAAGAAGUGGCUGUAAAGAAAGUGCGAGAUAUUAAAGAAACAGACAUCAAACAUCUCCGCAAGCUAAAACAUCCUAACAUCAUCACCUUCAAGGGUGUGUGCACACAAGCUCCCUGUUACUGCAUCCUUAUGGAAUUCUGUGCCCAGGGGCAACUGUAUGAAGUCUUGCGUGCUGGGAGAAAGGUUACCCCCUCCAUAUUAGUAGACUGGUCCAUGAGCAUCGCUGGUGGAAUGAACUACUUACAUCUCCAUAAAAUAAUCCACCGUGACCUCAAAUCACCUAACAUGCUCAUCACCUAUGAUGACUUGGUGAAAAUUUCUGACUUCGGUACCUCCAAGGAAUUGAAUGACAAGAGCACCAAGAUGUCCUUUGCGGGUACAGUUGCUUGGAUGGCACCAGAAGUGAUACGAAAUGAGCCUGUUUCCGAGAAGGUGGAUAUUUGGUCCUUUGGUGUGGUUCUAUGGGAGCUGUUGACAGGAGAGAUCCCUUAUAAGGAUGUGGAUUCCUCCGCCAUAAUUUGGGGGGUGGGCAGCAACAGCCUGCACCUCCCAGUACCAUCCAGUUGUCCAGACGGAUUUAAACUGCUGCUAAGGCAGUGCUGGGACAGCAAGCCUAGAAAUCGCCCCUCUUUUCGGCAAAUUCUGCUGCACUUAGAUAUUGCUUCGGCCGAUGUCCUGUCCACCCCCCAGGAGACCUACUUCAAAUCCCAGGUGGAGUGGAGAGAUGAGGUUCGGUUACAUUUUGAGAAGAUCAAGUCAGAAGGAACGUGUUUGCAGCGCUUGGAAGAGGAGCUGAUAACACGGCGCCGUGAGGAGCUAAGGCAUGCCCUGGAUAUUCGAGAGCACUAUGAGCGCAAGUUGCAGAGAGCAAACACGCUGUACGUGGAGCUAAAUUCACUCAUGCUGCAGCUGGAGCUAAAGGAGAAGGAGCUGCUCAGGAGAGAGCAAACAGUGGAAAAGAAAUAUCCCACAAUACUGCGCCAGCAACCUCGUCCCUCUAGUACAAUGGAAAAACUUAUCAAGAAGAGGAAUGUACCUCAGAAAUUAUCCCCACAUGGGAAAAGGCCAGACAUUUUGAAAUAUGAAGUUCUGCUGCCAAAGGUAGACUCUGUCUUGUCACCAUCUACCCCCACUGGUUGCCAGAAACUCCCUCCAUCCCCUGGAAGGGGCCGUCGGGGAAAACCACGGUACCGCAAAGCAAAGGACGCGCUCAACUUCAAAGCUGCAGUUACUCCUGAGCCCACCCCUCAAAGCCAGCCUCCCGCUCGUGAGCCGCAUCCUCUGUCUUCCUCAAGCCCUGAUCUCUUAUGUACCCCUCUGGAGGCCGAGGCCCGUAGGGGAAGUCAGAGUGCAGAGUGUUCCCCUGUCCGGUCUUUGCCUGGACCCCCAAGCCCUGACUCCCCCUCAGGACGGGCAGCAGGGAGCAGAGCAGCCAGAGGAGGGCAGCACCUCACCCCAUCAGCCAGGCUGUACAGAGCAGCUGUCACAAGGAGUCAGAAACGAGGGCUGUCCUCGGAGGAGGAAGAGGGAGAAGUUGACAGUGAGUUGGAGGUGGAGAGAAGACAGAGGUGGCCGACAGGGAUGUCCCAGAAUCAGUCACCCAGUUCGGAGAAUCUGUCGGACGGGGAGGAAGGGAACACUACCGACCUCUCUCACAGUGUCACCCCUGAUGUGCUGAGCACUAACACAGAUGAACGUCCGGAUGAGCGAUCUGAGGAUCUGGUGUCCCAAAGCUCAGAACCCCCACUGGAUCUUCUCACCCAGUCUGAUGGACUCUCAGAGAAAGAGGCAGUUAUCCAGAAAGUGAAAACACAGCUGAGCAAUGAGCAGACUGCAGGAGAGAAUGUCGGCCUGUACGAUGACUCUGACUGUGACAGCGCUGAACUUGACCACUCGCUCUCUGCAACGACCUCAUGAUGCCACUGCAGAUAUACCUCCCCACUGUAUAUAGAGGAAAUAUUUAUAUAAAUAUUAUCUAUAAAUAUAAUACAUAAUAUGUGAAUAGACUGAGCCACACCUAUUUCCCUAUGUCAGGGAUCUGCAACGCGCAGCUUUCCAGCUGCUGCAGAACUACGACUCUUAAAUGUGGUAGAGUGCUGGGUAUUGUAGUUCAGUAACAGCCAGUAAGCCUCAAGUUGUGGAUCUCUGCUCUAUAUUCUUCCUCACCCAUCACCACCCAUGCAACCUACACAUGCCCUCCCAUCACAUCUAGCUGGGGAUGAAAUCUGGAAGCACUGGAAGCAUAGCAAAAAAUAAGCCUGCACCCCAAAGACGAAGGAUUUAACACAUAAAAGUAGCCCCAUGGCUGCCACUGAAACCUUCUGUACACUGGCAGCCAAGGAGUUCAUGAGCACAAAGUGAAAUGUUCUCCCCUUUCUAUGUAGAACCUCAUUGCAUGGUAUUUAUGAUCUCACUAUGCAUGGACAGAGUACCCCCCUUUUAAAUGCCUGGUGGGCAUCCAGUGCAUGACAAGCAAUGUGCAGCAUUGUCUACUAGAAAUGAAAGAUGACAGUCAUUUCCAGAGUACCCGGGCUGACAGUUGCUUUAGUUGCGUCAUGAAACUGUUAAUGUUCUGCAGUCUCCUUGUCUGCCGGAGUCCUGCAACACAUUACAAAGCAACUUCUGCAAAACGAUGAAUCGCAGCUUCUCCGGCUGACUAUCGGUCAAUGGAGUCCGAGGCGAUGCGUCCGGGUUGUGCACUUCAUGGAGCAGUACUUCACAGGGUUGGAAAAGCAGCGCUCUGCAAGAUGGCCUUUUGCAGUCUUGACGAGAAGUUCUUCAUGGUGCUAUGCCCUGUGGCUCUGCCUUUAUAUUCCUUAGAGUAAUGGAUCUGUAGGGCACAUUCAAUAGCAGUGAGUGAAUGAAAUUCUCAUCUGGUUCUGAACUCUUGGGGUCAUAUUUAUCAAAGAGUGAAGUUAAAGAUCGCCACAAUCUGCUAGAGUGAUAUUCCACUACUCUCCAUUCAUUUCUAUGGGAUUUUGAAAGGUGUAUUUAUUAAAGCAUUAACUUUCACUUUCACCCAUUGAUAAAUCCCAUAGAAAUGAAUGGAGAGUGGCGGAAUUUCACUCUAGAGGGCUGUGGUGACCUCUAACUUUGAUAAAUACACCCCUUUGACUCUAUCUGUAGCACUGUAUGGCAACGUGCUGUAGUCAUUUGUGAUGGCCAGGGGUUAAGCAGAAGAGGGAUGGCAUGGAAAGAUAUAUAUAUAUAUAUUCGAAAAUAGCUCAUAUUUCUAUUGAAUAUUCCAAAGCAGGUUCUGUAUAGAUCCAUACACUUAUACAGUACGAUCCAAUGUUAAACUUGAAUGGGUAUUAGUGUGGACGGCCAUGUUCCUUUGUUAUAUUUUGCUAUAAAGUCGGCGUCGAUGACCUUAGUCUUGUAGUUGAACAAUAUCUGAACACCUCCAGUUGCCCAAGUCGGCUACAGAGCCCAAGGACCAAAAUAAAGGAAACUCUGCCACAAA
Messenger RNA from Xenopus laevis (African clawed frog), 4476 nucleotides. It is a transcript of the gene map3k12.L, whose product is annotated as mitogen-activated protein kinase kinase kinase 12 L homeolog. Bases 504 to 2930 code for a protein of 808 amino acids. The record is from RefSeq and is a predicted model, not a curated record. Lineage: Eukaryota; Metazoa; Chordata; Amphibia; Anura; Pipidae. The transcript has 14 exons. Gene Ontology annotation, biological process: MAPK cascade; intracellular signal transduction. Gene Ontology annotation, cellular component: membrane; cytoplasm. Gene Ontology annotation, molecular function: transferase activity; kinase activity; MAP kinase kinase kinase activity.